Apis laboriosa (Himalayan honeybee) is the source of this 2365-nucleotide messenger RNA. RefSeq names its product arrestin domain-containing protein 17-like. NCBI's taxonomy places the organism in Eukaryota, Metazoa, Arthropoda, Insecta, Hymenoptera, Apidae. Bases 258 to 1499 code for a protein of 413 amino acids. The transcript is spliced from 8 exons. Gene Ontology annotation, biological process: protein transport. Gene Ontology annotation, cellular component: cytoplasm. The record is from RefSeq and is a predicted model, not a curated record.
CUUUUCAUAUUAAAUUCAAUGAAAAGAGUUGAUUCGAUCGGUAAUUGAGCGACAUCGGAAAAAUUUCUUCGAGUUCUUUGAAUAAUCGCUCUUUGAAUUCUAAUAUAUUUUUUUUUUCUUUUUUUUUCUUUUUUUGUUCCCUUGUUGUUGUUCUUUCUUUUCAAACGUCAUACGAUAAUAAACUCGACGUAUAUAACUCGAUAAAAAAGAUUCAUACGUAGUAAAAAUAAUUCUGACGUAAGUGGGAACGGUGCAUUAUGCCGUCGUUGAAAACUUUUCGCGUAGAAUUUGAUAGGCCAACGGCUACGUAUCUAAGUGGCGAAAUUGUCAGUGGAAAUAUUAUUGUGGACGUAAUAAGAGAGAAAGAAAUUAGAGGAUUAAUUUUUAUUGCAACCGGCCAGGCUAAUGUAAGCUGGACCGAAUAUGAUCAUACAAGAAAAAAGAAGAAGCAUACCCAUAAUAUUAUCUAUAGCAAUUCAGAAAAAUAUUUCGAUUUUAAAUACAAUAUAAUUCCUAAGCACAAAUCUAAUUUACGGAUCAAAAUCCCCUUUGGAUAUCACAAGUAUCCAUUUAAUUUUCAAUUACCUCAUAAUAUACCAAGCAGUUUCGAGCAUAAAUAUGGACAUGUAAGAUAUACUAUAAAAGCCAUAAUGGAUAGACCAUGGAGAUUCGAUCAUCAAACCAAAAUAGCAUUCACAGUUAUUUCAACUUUGGACUUGAACGCACAUCGUGAAAAAUGCCUAGGAUUGGAUGAUGAAAUAAUAAAAAAUUUCUUUUUUUGCUGUUGCAAUCAAGGAUCAAUUAAUUUACAAAUUAGAGUACCAUCUUCUGGAUACGUUCCAGGCCAGUCAAUAAUCACAAUGAUGAAUUACGUGAAUUCCACAAAUAAUAUACAAAUAACGAAGAUCAGUACAAAAUUGUUACAAAAACUCAAAUUUUAUGCAUCUACGCCGCACACAAGAUUGAAUUUUAGUACUGUUGAAAUCGUAACUAAGGACACUUCAGAAUCGUUCCUGGCUCGUGGACAAACCAUAUCAGGGAUUUUAAUUCCACCUAUACCACCGUCCUAUUUGGAAUAUUGUAGCAUAAUAGAUUUGAAUUACGAAUUACUCGUUAUUGUACACGUUUCAGGACUGCAUUUUAAAAUGAAGAAAAAUUAUCCUCUUUUAAUCGGAACGAUACCACUCUAUUAUCCGCCUUCCGCACCAUCUCUGAACGAUAUAAAUGCAUCCACGACGACAUCAUUUCCAAUGCCGACACCAGGUCAAUUUGAUAGGUCGCAUCUUCCACCGGAAACUCGAACUAUUGCUUUCGUUUCUCCAGAACAACCCUUUGCUUCUUCAAGUAAUCUGGAUAUACCACCACCAUCCUAUGAAGAAUGCAUAUCUGGAACUCAGGAUAUCAUGGAUCAAAAUGAUUCGCAAUAUGUGUUUGGUGCGAAUACCCCUUGGGCACCUAGAUAUCCAGUAUUCAAUUAUCCACAAACAAAUAUAUAUUAAUGAACGAAAGAUAUAUUCAUAACGAAUAUAAUAUCUGCCAAAGUUUUAAACUCAAAAGAAAACAAGAACCAACAAAUAUGAAAUAUAAUCCAACAUAACAUAUAAUAUGUUAUUAGUAUGUUAUUAUAUCUCAAUAAAAAUAAGAUAUUUUUAUAUAAUUUUAUCAUCAAUUAAAUUCAUCACAAGGCACGAGGGAAAAGCAACAGUUUUACGAAAAUGAUAUAUUUACACAAUUUAUUUUUAUAUCUCAACAUCGCCAUAUUGUAAUCAUAAUCAUCAUCGAGUCAUAUUAUAAUUAGCAAAAAAAAACCGAUUAUUAUUUUUAAAAAGAUGAACAAGGAGAAUAAAGAAUUUCGCGACAAAAAGCAGCAGUACAAAAGGAAUGAGAGAUUCGUCGGUAAACUCCGAUAAAACAAUAGAUCGCAAAUCGGUCGUUCUCAAAAAGAUCUGAAUAAAGAGGAUAGUAAAAAACUUACAAUAGCUCCUGAGCGCGUCUGCUUGUGUAACUGGUUAAGAAUAUGGAGGAAAGUUAAUCAACAAGUUGCGAACAUAUUUCAGAUCAUCACUCAUAUAACAUCUUCUACUCUAUAAUGUAUACAAUUCAAGUUGACGCUUUAGGAAAUACACAUGGUACAAUUCGCACUGUAAUCACCAAAUGCCCGAUAAACGUGUCAUUGUAGGAACUGAACCCAACCAUCUUAAUGUUAAAGGCUGUCUUAAAUACAAUGAACAGACACGGUUGUCAUGCCUUUCUUUUCUUUUCUUUUCUUUUCUUUUCUAUUCAAGUAUGACUUGCUAUCGGAUGACUGUGAAAAAUUUUCUUUCAGCUUUAUUUUAUACUAUUAAAAAUAAACAAGUAAAAAGAU